This is a messenger RNA of Zonotrichia albicollis (white-throated sparrow), 490 nucleotides long. The record is from RefSeq and is a predicted model, not a curated record. Lineage: Eukaryota; Metazoa; Chordata; Aves; Passeriformes; Passerellidae.
GUGCACGAGCAGCUGGCGGCGCUGUCCCAGCCCCAGCAGAACAAACCAAAGAAGAAGGAGAAGGACAAGAAGGAGAAGAAGAAGGAGAAGCACAAAAAGAAGGAGGAGCUGGAGGACACCAAGAAGAGCAAAGCCAAGGAGCCGCCGCCCAAGAAGGCCAAGAAGAGCAACAGCAACAGCAGCGCCUCCAGCAAGAAGGAGCCGGCGCCGGUGAAGCCCAGCAAAGCCGCGCCCGCCUACGAGUCGGAGGAGGAGGAGAAGUGCAAGCCCAUGUCGUACGAGGAGAAGCGGCAGCUGAGCCUGGACAUCAACAAACUGCCCGGGGAGAAGCUGGGCAGGGUCGUGCACAUCAUCCAGAGCAGGGAGCCCUCGCUCAAGAACUCCAACCCCGACGAGAUCGAGAUCGACUUCGAGACGCUGAAGCCGUCGACGCUGCGCGAGCUCGAGCGCUACGUCACCUCCUGCCUGCGCAAGAAGAGGAAACCCCCAG